This is a messenger RNA of Strigops habroptila (Kakapo), 3030 nucleotides long. RefSeq names its product transmembrane protein 123 (gene TMEM123). The record is from RefSeq and is a predicted model, not a curated record. Bases 273 to 854 code for a protein of 193 amino acids. The transcript is spliced from 6 exons. Gene Ontology annotation, cellular component: cytoplasmic vesicle. Lineage: Eukaryota; Metazoa; Chordata; Aves; Psittaciformes; Psittacidae.
CUGCUCCGCUCGUGGUGCCGGAGCUCCGCUUCCAGCCGUUACUGGUAUCUCCUUGCGGUACCACAACACGCAGCCGCCCCGCCUGCUGUAAAACGCUCGGGGAGGCGGGGGAUCCCGGCGGGACGUCCCCGCGGAGGGGCGGGCUGAGGUCGCGGCCGGCGUUGAGGAGGAGGUGGCACUGCGCGGCUCAGCCCCCCUUCCCUCCCUGCCGUGCCGGCCCGGGCAGGCAGCGCCCGGCGUGUUCCGGCCGUCCCGUGUAUCCCUCGGCGGCCAUGCGGCUCCUCACCGGCGCUUACCGCGCGAUGCAGGCGGCAGCAUUGCUGCUGCUGCUCGCCCCUGGCUCCCGAAAUGAAGAGAUGACAAACACCAGCAGUACUACACCCUUUACAACGAUUCCAGACCCUAAGUUGCAAGGCAAUAGUAGCUCGUCCUCCAGUCUCACUGAUACAUCAUCUACAAAAUCAACAGCAACAUCUCCAGUAGGUACGUCCACCAGUACUACUCACUUGACCAGCACCAGUCAGACAAUCAACACCACUAUGUCUGCCAUCUUGACAACUCAACCCACCAAAACCAGCCAGACAACAAGAUUCACCACAGCUCCAUCAGUCACAUCAUCACAACUGAAUAUUACAGUGGUGACCGCUUCCAAGAUUUCUUUCACUUCCAUAACAGGCACAUCAAAAUCUGAGGCUGUCAUAGCCAAAACCUCCAGAUUUGAUGUGGGCAGUUUUGUAGGUGGCAUUCUGCUGACGCUUGGAGUCCUAGUUAUUCUCUACAUUGGAUGCAAAACCUAUCACUCUAGAAGAGGCAUUCAGUACAGAACCAUUGAUGAACAUGAUGCCAUCAUUUAAAGAGACUUCAGGGAAGAAGAAACCCAUCCUGUCACAGCUGUUUAACUUAACUUCUGAAAGGGUUUCAUUCUUAAAGAUGAUCCCAGUCUCUAAACCUGCCUUGGGUGUGAUCCUGCAAAAUGUUGAGAAGCUCUUUAAACAUCCUGAAUUUUUUUUUUGCAUUGGCUUUCAUAAUGAGAAGAAGAAGUCAGCACUCUGUAGAGACAGUAUUUUCUUUUUCCAGUAUUUGUAACCAAAUAUAAAGAAACACACAUCUUGAGUCAUUUUCAGGUACACACACAAGUCUAAAAUAGCUAAUUACAGCUCAGUGGAUUGCAGCCUUGCAAUUAAGUUCAGUUAUUUCACACAUACUUUAUAAAUCCAGUGUGUUCCAUAAUGGAUAUAGUAGAUUAAUUAGGAUACAUUUGAGACCAGGAGUAGGUUUUUGCAAGUAAAAUGGUGUAUUUUUUUCCUAAGAUUUUGUAUUAAAUUGUAUUUAUUUUGAAGUUUGAUGUAAACUUUAGUUUAGAAAUUUUGGAUUUUGAACAACUUAGUUAAUUUUUAUUGGGCUAUAAGGGGACAUGGUUUACUAACUGUAUAGAAGGUAAUAAUGGGAAAAAGGCCUUAAGCUGUGCCAGGGGGAGGUUUAGAUGAUGAUUGAAUUUUAUGAAAAACUUCUUCACCCCAUCCAGGGGUUGUCAAACACUGGAUUAGGCUGCCCAGGGAAGUGGUGGAGUCACUAUUCUUGGAGGUAUUUAAAAGAUGUGUAGAUGUGGCGCUUGGGGACAUAGUUUAGUGGUGGACUUGACAGUGCUGAAUUAAACAGUUGGACUUUAUGAUCUUAAGGGUCUUUUCCAACUUAAAUGAGUCUAAUGUGUACUUUUCACUUCAGUCAUUAGCUCACCAAUCACCUGCAGAGAACUUCCUGAGCCUAGCUGCAGGAAGCAUGGACAGACUGGAGAUAGAUACCCAUCCAUCAACCCUUUCCUCCAAAUGGGUGCUUGUAAGAAAACAGCUUAUGCGAUGCAUAGCUGCUUUUUUCUAGCAUGUCCUACUAAUGAAGCAUGUGCAAUUGAAAGUAAAAUAAAAAUGGGAAAAAGUAAUUGCACCUUCAUAAAUGAUAAAAUAUGAAAACUGCUUCUAAAAAUUGGCUUUAAGUUGAAUGUAGCAGUCACUUCACUCUUGAUUUUUAUUAUUAUGAAUCUGUAUGCAAUGUUUUAGCAGCAUUUGAUAAGUAUUGGAAGUUACAAAGAGAAGUGGAAAAUAUGUAAGAUAGCAUUUUAGAAGAAUAGGAUCUGCAUUUUUACGAUUAUUUUCAGAACUUGGUACUGCUCUACAUGUGUACAGAGGUCUGGUUGAAAGGCCACUGAGGGCAAUGGGCCAUGUCUCAGAAGGCGUUUAAAUUAAGGCCCAAAUACACUGGGGGCUGAUAGUGCAAAUGUAGAAGUGAUACAUAAGCAGUGAGGUAAACCUGCUGGCUUCGGUAGGUGAGCUCCUGAUUUACACUGAUAUAAGGAAAACUAGGGCAAGAAUCAAGAAACACUGAUGAAUGUCACUGAAUAAUCAUUCAGUCCUGCUCUGCUUGUAAACCUCUCCCUGGUGAAGAGAGUUGGUGUGGGACUUGACUUGACCAUCCUGGGUACUGUUGGCUCUAUCCAUUGUGCAAAGCCCAGCGGGGAGGUAGGGACAGUUGAGGAAGGUCACAACAGGAAGAGCAAGUAGCUCUGUCAGGGAAAUGGUGUGCAACUCAUCAGGGAAAAUAAGACUACAGCUCUGGCACAAGUUAACUUUUUUGUUGAGCAACAGUUUAUUCUGAGAUGCAAUGUUAAAGUGGCUGUAUUUUUCCUUUUCCACAUGAAGUAGUAAAACUGUCGUGUCCAAGGCACAGCUGACUCCAGCAAACCAUGGCUAAUGAGUAGCCUUAAUAGCACCAGCCAGGCACCUGAUGGGAGGGUAGCAGGGCUGGUUUGGUUUUUACUGAGGUUAAGGUACAGGGUGGAAGAGUGAUUUGAAGUAACUUUUGUGAUUUCUCCUAAUUGCAUUGUAUAGUGGAAAACCUGGGUUUGACUUGAAGAGUCUGUAAACAAUUCUUCAAUAGAACUGCAGUUCCUUUGUAGAAAUUAAGUGCAACUCGAUUACUGGGAUUACCUCUAUUGUACAGAUGAAUAAAUAAAAUUUAAUCUUUGGAGUUACUGUA